Molecule: messenger RNA, 396 nt
Organism: Aspergillus melleus
Lineage: Eukaryota; Fungi; Ascomycota; Eurotiomycetes; Eurotiales; Aspergillaceae
Gene: MRPL27
Product: mitochondrial 54S ribosomal protein mL41
Exons: 2
Coding region: 1-396 (131 amino acids)
Biological process (GO): translation
Cellular component (GO): mitochondrial large ribosomal subunit
Molecular function (GO): structural constituent of ribosome
Source: RefSeq, a predicted model, not a curated record
AUGUUCAAGCCUUCGCAACCGAUGAUGGCGCGUUUGCGCCUGACCACCAAGCAGGUCAACGGCGGUUAUUAUAAGGGAAACCGGUCCGGCUCCAUGGGUUACUUCGCAAAGAACGGCACCUACGUGAUUGACUGGAAGAAAGUCCGCACCUAUGCGGUUCCGGAGAACCUGGAUGAGUUCAAGCUUACCCCGUUCGUGACGAAACGCAUGGCCCCGACCAAGGGCAAAUACAUCAAGGAUCUGGAGCGGAACGGCACGAUAAUCGCUGCGCAAAAGCCCUUCGAAGGGAAGGAAUACUUGGACAUGUGGGCAUCCGACAACGGCCCUGAGGUUCUUGAGCAGGAGCGACUUGAACAAGAACAAGCGACGAGCGAAACCGUCUCAACCCGGCAAUAA